Molecule: messenger RNA, 2402 nt
Organism: Arachis ipaensis
Lineage: Eukaryota; Viridiplantae; Streptophyta; Magnoliopsida; Fabales; Fabaceae
Product: interactor of constitutive active ROPs 2, chloroplastic
Source: RefSeq, a predicted model, not a curated record
UUGUGACACUAGUAUAUUUCCCCCACCAUUCCCUCUAAUUUGUAACUCCCCUUCCUUCCUUCCUUCUUUCUUUCCUUCCUUCCUUCAUCUUUUCCUUGUUUUCCAGUCUCUAUAUUUGUAUAAGGCUGCUGCAUUCUUCUUCUUAUUACAUAACAUAGAAACAAGAAGCUGAUACACAGUAUGAUCAUCAUGUCUAUAUAUAUUUUCUCAUCAUAAGAUGCCAAAAAGCCUUAGAAACCAGAAUAGUACUUAAGAGGAUCUACGUCUUGAGAGUUGAGUAGUUUGUGUAACCACUAAUAACUAGGUUUCACUGACCUUACAUUGGAUUCCACUGUCUCAGUUUGUGGCAUACAAUUCUGAAAGUUUACAGUGGUUGUGGUGGGUCAGAGGAGCAUUCAAGUAGAGACCCUAAUUAUUAAUAACGCGUUUCACUUAAACCAUGCAGAUGCAAACCCCAAACACAAGAAAUGGCUCCUCUGAGGUGUCUCGGAAGGUGUCCCCUCGCGGCCGCGGCAUGCGCCAGCUCAGGCCUUCUGCGCUGUACAUUGAUUCUGCAUCAACAUUAAAUCAAGUUCAUAGAACAACAUCAAAGGAUAGAAGCCCUAAAGUCAUUGAAAGAAGAUCACCUAGAAGCCCUGCUCCUGAGAGGAAAAGGCCAAGCAGAAUACCUGAAUUGGAAUCUCAGGUUUCUCAUCUGAGAGAGGAUUUGAAGAAAGUGAGGGAGCAGCUAAGUUUAUCUGAAUCAUGCAAGAAACAAGCUCAACAAGAAGCUGAGGAAUCCAAGCAAAAACUCUUUGCGUUGUCUCUCAAACUUGAAGAAUCACAGCAGCAAGUUCUGAGCCUCACUUCUGCCAAUCUUGAAGAUUCCCUUACAUCUUCCAUGAUUGAAAUUUCUCAUUGUGAAAACUCACAGACACAGUUUCCAGAAUCAUCAGAUUUGGAACUACUAAACCUGAAACAAAACUUGGCAGAAUCUCUUUGUAUUGUGAAGAACAUGAAAAACCAGCUCAAGGAUUGCAAAGAGUCAUCUCAGGCAGAACCUUUGGUUGAUGAGACUUUGCGAAAACUCGAGGCUGCGAAAAGAACUGUGGAGUUCUUGAGGGCUGAUGCUGCUAAAUCUGCUACAGAAAUAGACCCAUCUAGAACCGGAAACUCCCUCGAUUCGCAUGUAAGCAAACUCGCAACCGGCCUCAUUAGUAGCAAAAUUGUCCACAAUGGAAAUCUUGUUGAUGAUCAUAAGCAUAAGCAUGAAGCUGAAAAAUUGGAAAAGCAAGAGGGUGCUGAUCAAAUUGGUUCUGAAAUUCAGUUUCUCAAGUCUGAGGUAGAAAAACUGAGGUGUGCCAUGGAGACUGCUGAGACUAAAUACCAUGAAGAACAGAUUCGGAGCACGGUUCACAUCAGGAACGCAUAUGAAUUAAUGGAACAGAUGAAAUUAGAAUCAAGUAAGAGGGAGUCUCAAUUAGAGGCUGAACUUAGAAGAAAGAAAGCUGAGAUUGAAGAUUUGAAGGGUAACUUGUUGGACAAGGAAACAGAGUUGCAGUGCAUUGUGGAGGAGAAUGAGAAGCUGAAUGCAAGGAUUGAAAUGAACUUGUCAUCACAAAGAGAACAUGAAAAUGAACUCAAGAUGGAGAUUCAAAGAUUGCAUGAAUGUGUUGCUGAAAUGAAGGCAGAGAUGAUGGACAAGGAGACGACACUUGAGAGCAUAUCCGAAGAAAAUGAAAUUCUGAAGAAUAUGGAAUUCAAUAAGGUACUGAGUGAAAGUGUGGCUGCAGAAAUUGAGGCAGCUAAGGCCGUGGAACGCGUGGCGGCCGUGAAGCUUGGGAUUGCAAUGGAGGAGGCAGACCGGAGCAACCAGAAAGCCGCGAGGAUCGCGGAGCAGCUGGAAGAAGCACAAGCAUUGAAGUCAGAAAUGGAGGCAGAACUUAGAAGGCUUAAGGUACAGUGUGAUCAAUGGAGAAAGGCUGCAGAAACUGCUGCUUCUCUGCUUUCAACAGGAAAGGGGAAACUCACUGAGAGAUCUUUGUCUCUUGACAAUAAAUACAAUAUCCCUUUGAUGAAUAACAAGUAUGAGCCUUGUUGUGAUGAUAUCAUCAUUGAUGAUGAUGAUGAUUUCCAGAGAAAGAAAUAUGGUAACAUGCUUAAGAAGAUUGGGAUCUUGUGGAAGAAGCCUCACAAAUAAUUGUCCACUCUCUUGAUUCAUGGAGACCUAUAAAUGUGUAGUAGUACAUCAGUAUUUUGUGUUACUUAAAUUUGGAUUUCAUCAUCAUGUGUUUCUCAAUGUUUUAAUAUAUAAUGCAGUUGCUAAGUUUUGUUUACUCUAAAUCAUGUAUGCAUGUUUAAAUCUGAAAUUAGUGAUUCUGUUUCUUAUGUAUAGGCAUAGUGUAGAGCUUUGAAUAAUUAAA